GUCGCGACGAAAAGCUCACCCUGAAAACUCAUCGCGAUCGCACCGAAAACUUUGCGAACAUUAUUAUUUACGUUAUUUAAAACAUUGAAGAAAUGUAAUAAUGUUUUUUUGCGCAACCGAUCGAAUGUCUUUGGCUACCACCUUGAUCCUCCUAAUUAAUUUCCUCAUUUUCGGUGGCGCUUUUCAACCAGAAUUCGCAGACCCAAUUGUGAAUCUCUCGAUACCUUUGGGUCGAGAAGCCACCUUUAGAUGUCAUGUUCAUCAUCUGGGUGGAUACAGGGUGGGCUGGGUAAAGGCAGAUACAAAAGCAAUCCAGGCAAUACAUGACCAUGUGAUUACCCACAAUUCAAGAGUGUCGGUUACUCAUAAUGACCACGUCACUUGGAACCUGCAUAUAAAAACUGUACAGGAAGAAGACAGAGGAUUGUAUAUGUGUCAGAUCAACACUGACCCGAUGAAAAGUCAGAUUGGUUUUCUCGAUGUAACUGUGCCUCCGGAUUUUGCCGAGGACACUUCGGGAGACGUAAUGGUUCCCGAAGGAGGACGCGUUCAGCUAACCUGCCGUGCGACGGGACAUCCCGAACCCCACGUCCAAUGGAGGAAGGAGGACGGCUCUGACAUCGUCAUUAGGGAGCCGUCGGGACAAAAAACCAGAAUGACUUCAUAUGUAGGAGAACACUUGGUUCUCUCGAAAAUAUCCAGAUCUGAAAUGGGAGCAUACAUGUGCAUUGCAUCAAAUGGCAUACCACCCACAAUCAGUAAAAGAAUUAUGGUUAAUGUUCAUUUUUAUCCGGUAAUAUCAGUGCCAAAUCAACUGGUAGGGGCCCCUUUAGGCACUGACGUUACGUUGGAAUGCAAAGUGGAGGCAUUCCCGAAAUCCAUCAACUAUUGGGUUAAAGAUACGGGAGAAAUGGUCAUUUCCAGUGUUAAGUACAAUGUCCAGGAUUUGAGUAGAUCGUCUUUCGAAGUAAAGAUGACUUUGACUGUUCGAAAUUUACAAAGGGAAGAUGCUGGUUCUUAUAGGUGCAUUGCCAAAAAUUCUUUGGGAGAGGUCGAGAGCAAUAUCAGAUUAUAUGAAAUCCCAGGACCCACAGGGGGCUAUGGUGUUCCACUCGACGAGGACGACUAUAACGACCAAUACGGUUCGGCGGAACGUGAACAAGAAGAAGACAUCUCGAAAAAUUUUUUCGAAAGGGGUCGAAUUUCUUCUCAAACGACAGCGAAAAGUUACGAUCACUCUGACAACACUGUACCGGUCGAUGCUGGUGUGCCACAUGCGACCUCGCCAAUGAAAUUGUUGGUUUUUAUCAUUUUUAUUUUGUUUAGGAUAUGAAGGACUCCGUAUUUUAUUGGUAGGGACAAUAACUUGUAAAUGUAUUUGAUUUCUAUUCCAUUGUUUUUUUUAAUUAUUUUUUGGUUGCACAGGGUGAUUCAAUGGUUCUUUUUCAACCAUUAGAAAUACAAAAACAUUUUUUUACCUUUUUGGGUGUAUAAUUCGAUAUUAAAGCACUUUUGAAACACCCUGUAUUUCUGGAUAUUGCGAUAUGGUCGUGUGGUCAAUAAAUAAUUUUUGUACAUACUUAGGUUAAGUAUCCUUGAAAAGGAUUUGAUAACAAAUUAAGGUAAGUUUUGUUUGAAAUGUUUAUUUUUUGUAUAUAGAAUGGCUUUAUUUUGAAAAUGUUGACCUUGACCACAGUAACGAAAAAAUGACAAUCAAAAAAUCAAUUUUUUUUGUCUUUUUUCAAAAUUUAUAGAAAUAUUUUCUGGUCAAGCUGAAUUAUUUACAAGGGUUUGUGAAAUUUACUGUCUAGUAGUAAAUUUCAUAUAUUUUUUGUCAAAUUUCAUAAAAUCUUAAUUAUUGUUUUUUUACAAAAUAAAGCCAAAAUAGUUAAAUAAACUAUAUUUUGUUAUAAUGUAA
This is a messenger RNA of Brassicogethes aeneus, 1918 nucleotides long. NCBI's taxonomy places the organism in Eukaryota, Metazoa, Arthropoda, Insecta, Coleoptera, Nitidulidae. The record is from the annotation of a GenBank genome assembly.